UUUGAUGCAUUCCGUGUUUGAGUUUGGCUUGUAGUGAAGGUAAAUCUUGUUAUGUCGGUUGUGAUUUUAAUGGUGUCCUAAGCGCGGCCGCAUGCCAAGAUGGGAGCGUGUCGCAGCCCCAAGAGGACAUUGGUAAUGGAGAAUACAGAUUAGACGGGUGUGAGCGGCGGCCACGGCGAGAGUGAGAGCGAGAGAGUAGCCAGGAUGACCGCCAUGUCGGCGGAGGAGCGCCAGCACGAGGACCUGUGCGGCGGCGGGGCGCUGAGUCGCGAGGCCUCGCCCGCCCCGGCGCGCCCUGCCCGCGCCGGCUCCCCGCUCGACCUAAGCCGGGAGGAGGCCCUGCAUGCCCACGCCCACGUCCGCCACGGUGACGCCCGCAGCCCCAAGGGCGGCCAUGGGCGGCUCUCCUUCAGCAUCUCGUCGCUCCUGGAGUCAUCGGGGCGCGCGGCGGCGCUCCGCCACCGCCUGCUGGAGGAGGCCAGCGAGGAGGAGCGGGAGAGCGAGGGAUAUGGCGGCGGCCGGAGUGAGAGGGACAGUGAACGGGGCGAGAGGGACAGUGAGAGGGGCAGUGACCGGGGGGAGCGGGAAGAGCGGGAUGGGGACGACCGCGAGAGGCUGAGCUGUGGCGGCAGCGAGCCUGAGGGCGAGGGCGACGACGAGGAGGGCGACGCGCGUCCCUUCCAGCCCUUCACCUACACCCACAUGCCCUUCAUGGGCGCGGGCGGUCUGCUCCCGCCCUUUAACCUGGUGCCGCCCAUGAGCGCUGCCGCGGCCGCCGUAGCCGCGGGCUUGGGGUCGCAAGCGUCACUGGCGCCCAUGGGCGGACCCGGCAGCGUCAUCCGCGUGCCAGCACACCGGCCCUCCAUGGGCGGCGCAGGGCCUGGUGGUGCCCUAGGAGCCAUGCUGCCACACAUGGGUGGUGCGCCCCUGCCCUGGCUAGCGGGCCUCACGCCCCUGGAACGGACGGCAGCCAUGGCGCACCACUUGUCGGCCCUGGCGCCCAUCACAGGUCCCUUCGGAUUCCCUCGGCGGAUCGGCCACCCCUACCAGUCCAGGACGCCCCCCAAGAGGAAGAAACCCCGCACCUCCUUCACUAGAGUACAGGUGAACGAGCUGGAGAAGAGGUUCAACAAGCAGAAGUACCUGGCGUCCAGCGAGAGAGCCCAGCUGGCCAAGCAACUCAAGAUGACAGACGCGCAGGUCAAGACGUGGUUUCAGAAUCGCAGGACUAAGUGGAGGAAAUCUAAUUCGUGUUUCCCCGACAGGCGCCAGGAGGCCGAGGACCGCGAGCAGGAGCGGAAUGCCACCAACCGCCUCAUGCUGGGGAUCUCUCCUGAAGGAUCCGCUAAGCCUCUCUACCCCAGCUCCGACGACUCCUCCCUCACCCCCCUGCCUUCAGUCCAGGUCCAGAACGCCAGUCCGACCCUCCCCGCGGUGUGAGGGGGGCGCGCGGAGGGGCAGGAGGGGUGAAGCAGAGAAAACCCCUCGGUGAGCAUUAAUAGAAUUUCAGCCUCAGAGCAAGACUUGGUUCACUCCCCUCACUGCUGUCCUCCUCCGCCCUCCCUCCACUCCCGCCCCUGCCUCACCCUACCGCGGAAGGGAGGAGAGGAGAAAAGGAGGAGAAGAAAGAGGGAGAGUGUGAGGCGCUCUUAGGAUGGAAGCUCUCCUGAAGGUCACUCGGCGAAGGAUUCCAUCGUGCUGCGGAGAAGAGAGCCGAGCAGGACACCUCCCCUCGUGUGUCUUGGCGGAGACUCCCUUAGUAAUGUUACGUUGAAAGGAACGCGUGGCGGCAGCGGGACCUGUGGUGUGCUGCCCCAAACACGGCAAUAAGAGACACAGUGAAGGCAAGUGUGUGUACGCAGUGUUCUAUCGUCGCCCAGUGAAACGAGUUACGGACGAGUGAAGACUUGCAGUGAGGAGACAAGAGGUGUGAAGAGUGACGCGUUACGAAGAAGCGACGAGUACCAGACAUGAGUGUUGGAGUGAGAUGAACUAGUGAGUGACAGACAGUAUAAGUGACCUCAUUAAGGUUCUGCUAUAGACGAUGCAUUGAUACAAAUCCUUCUCAGUUCCCGUGUUCUUAGCAAACAAUUCAAUCCUGUUCCAACACGCGCCUUACUCAAACUUUCGCUCCUUUCUUUUGAUUAACGACUCAUAGUAAUUAUUUUCGACUCCCUGUUAUUUUUCCAGCAUUAAACUAGACGUGUAACUCCGGUGGUCUUGAUAGGAGGUGCCAGUCCUCUGUAGAGUGGCUAUGGAGGAUGUGUGUGUGUAUAUACAGUAUUGAACCCUCUUUAGCAACCCUCCUCCCCCUCAGCCGCCCCCUCCCGCACCCUGUUCAAGGAUACGCGAAGGCCAGAUGCAAGUUGUUAUUUCUACUCCACACAGAAAAAAAAACAAAAAACAUUCAUAAUCAUAACAAAGAAAACAUAUUUCUUAUAAUUUAAAACACUAAAUAUGUCAAUAACUUACAAGAAAAACACAGGGAAGGCUUCAGCUUUGUGUCUUUCUCUCGGGAAGCAAGAAAAUUCCAAACUAUUUUUUCCCAGAAAACACAAGAAAGGAUUCCAGUUCCCCCUUUCUCUCUCUGGAUGAAGGAAAAUUAACAUGUUUUUACCUGGACAACUCAACCUGAUGUCCUAAUUAAGACCCACGUGUCUGUAUCCAGGUGAUUGUAAGGUAACCCAAGUGCUUGUUUGUAGUUAAUGAAUACUGCUAUUACUGUGUCUGAUUUUGAUGAAGUGUGUGUGUGUGUGUGUGUGUGUGUGUGUGUGUGUGUGUGUGUGUGUGUGUGUGUGUGUGUGUGUGUGUGUGUGUGUGUGUGUGUGUAGUAGUAGUAGUGGUGGUAGUAGUAGUAGUAGUAGUAGUAGUAGUAGGAAAGUAAACCAUUUCUGCCACAUUUAGUCAGAGAGAGAGAGAGAGAGAGAGAGAGAGAGAGAGAGAGAGAGAGAGAGAGAGAGAGAGAGAGAGAGAGAGAGAGAGAGAGAGAGAGAGAGAGAGAGAGAGAGAAAUAACAAUAAAAAAAAAUAACACCAUCACAACCACAAUCGAGAUGUUGUUAUUCUUUUCUUCUCCUGUACGAGUGACCGCUACUUUUUUAUACCCAGUGAUGAAAGAAACACCUGAAUUUUACAUAUGCCUUUAUUUCCCGGACGCAGAAGACAGGCGGGGUACAGGGGAGGAGGAGGAGGAGGAGGAGGAGGAGGAGGAGGAGGAGGAGGAGGAGGAGGAGGAGGAGGAGGGUGAAUAGAUAAAAGUACGGUUAGGAGAGGUAGAAAUGAAAAGGAAAUUAUUAUUGGUAGUUUAUUUUCUAGUGCAGAGAGAGAGAGAGAGAGAGAGAGAGAGAGAGAGAGAGAGAGAGAGAGAGAGAGAGAGAGAGAGAGAGAGAGAGAGAGAGAGAGAGAGAGAGAGAGAGAGUCACCAUUCACUUGAUAAACCUAUAGAAAAUAACAUACACAAACAUUAGACCAUAAUAAAAAAACACGCAGCAAAAAAUCUAACAUACGAAAACGAAAAGAAAAGGAAAGAGAGAAAAUAGAAUAAAAAAAACAAAAAAUAGAGACAACAAAGACGGGGCAUGGAGAGGCGAGAUAAAAGAGGAGAGAGAAAGGGGAAAUGAAAACGGGGGUUGGUUAGGUCACUAGCAUGAGGGGAGACUAUUAAAAGGCUAUUGACACUGAAGUAAGGUGGGAGAUAGGGGAGGGGGAGGGUGAAGAGAGGGAAGAGGGUGAAGAGGGAGGAAGGGGAGAGGAAGGGGGAGGAGUGGGAACUCUCGGCUUUCAGUAUUGUAUUGAUAACAAUCUCCCUUUGCUGUUAGGAGGAGGAGGAGGAGGAGGAGGAGGAGGAGGAGGAGGAGGAGGAGGAGGAGGAGGAGGAGGAGGAGGAGGAGGAGGAGGAGGAGGAAGAUAAUCUAUAUAUAUACCUUCAAAUGAGGGUAAUGACAGAGUGCAUUCUUGACACACACCAACCUAACAAAGCCUACACUUCUCCCCCUCCCCCCACCACACCACACCACACCGGCAGCACAACACCACCACAACACCACAACAACACCCACACACCUGCCACAAUGCACCUCAGGCCCCAAGUCUCCCGUGCAGUGUUGCAAAUGACUCGUUAUAUGCGUCCAGUCACCCUUGGAAAAUUGCAAUGCUGUUGUGAUCAUGACGUGGCAGUAUUCUUCUUCUGAGACGUGGAGGUCAAGGAAGAGAGAGAGAGAGAGAGAGAGAGAGAGAGAGAGAGAGAGAGAGAGAGAGAGAGAGAGAGAGAGAGAGAGAGAGAGAGAGAGAGAGAGAGAGAGAGAGAGAGAGUGAGAGGAAGGAUAGGGAAUGGAGGGGGUUGAGGGAGACAGUUGGAGUAAAUGGUGGAAGGAUGAUAGGUAUGUCUGUGUGUGUGUGUGUGUGUGUGUGUGUGUGUGUGUGUGUGUGUGUGUGUGUGUGUGUGUGUGUGUGUGUGUGUGUGUGUGUGUGUGUGUGUGUGUGUGUGUGUGUGUGUGUGUGUGUGUGUGUGAUGUGGGGAAGAUAAAGGGUGUGAAAAAGAAAGAGGGAGAGAGAAAAUAAUAAAGAUGGCAUUGGUGAAGAUCAUGAAUGUGUGUAUGUGUGUGUGUCUGUGUGUGUGUGUGUGUGUGUGUGUGUGUGUGUGUGUGUGUGUGUGUGUGUGUGUGUGUGUGUGUGUGUGUGUGUGUGUGUGUGUUAAUCAA
Messenger RNA from Scylla paramamosain (green mud crab), 4699 nucleotides. RefSeq names its product T-cell leukemia homeobox protein 3-like. The record is from RefSeq and is a predicted model, not a curated record. Bases 205 to 1440 code for a protein of 411 amino acids. The transcript has 4 exons. Gene Ontology annotation, cellular component: nucleus. Gene Ontology annotation, biological process: regulation of transcription by RNA polymerase II; animal organ development. Gene Ontology annotation, molecular function: DNA-binding transcription factor activity, RNA polymerase II-specific; RNA polymerase II cis-regulatory region sequence-specific DNA binding. Lineage: Eukaryota; Metazoa; Arthropoda; Malacostraca; Decapoda; Portunidae.